This is a messenger RNA of Laccaria bicolor S238N-H82, 732 nucleotides long. RefSeq lists its product as uncharacterized. Gene Ontology annotation, biological process: cytoplasmic stress granule assembly; nuclear-transcribed mRNA catabolic process, nonsense-mediated decay; regulation of mRNA stability. NCBI's taxonomy places the organism in Eukaryota, Fungi, Basidiomycota, Agaricomycetes, Agaricales, Hydnangiaceae. Gene Ontology annotation, cellular component: cytoplasmic stress granule. Bases 1 to 732 code for a protein of 243 amino acids. The record is from RefSeq and is a predicted model, not a curated record. The transcript has a single exon. Gene Ontology annotation, molecular function: mRNA binding.
AUGUCGGAUGUCACCUCCAAGCUCACCUCCCAACGGCAGAGUGCUAAUGGAGAAGAUGUCAUGCCCUACACUAACUUAUCUAGUUCAAGUAGACCACAUUCAGUUUGCCUCCCACCGUUCGCAGAGUUAUCAGGUCAUUAUUAUGUCCUUGUAGAAGAUCUUAGCUCAGAGGUCAACAACUACAUUCUGGAAAAGGCCUUUAGUGCUUUUGGCACCAUGUCGCUCGUCUGUGUCUGUGGGGACAAGAAUUCUGGAAAAUAUACUGGCUCUGGCUUCCUUGCCUUCAAAAGGGAGACAGAUGCAGAGCUAGCCAUCGCAACCAUGAAUGGCAAAAGGUUUGGCUCUCAGGAAAUCGUUGUGAACUGGGGAAAUCAAAAAUUGCACCAAGCUCUUCCCACCACCACUGCUUCUUCUCAUCGAUGUAGUACGAGCGGUAGUGCACCUGCCCCUCCAGGCUCUGAAUAUUUACUUCACGACUCGCAAACUUUAGAUAGAACCUUUCUAGAGGGAUUCAAGGCCCCAGAUUGCCCUACUGUUCUCGACUUGGACAGCAUGGAUCCCGAAGUGCUUUUGGGCACUCCCCUUUCAGAUCCUGAAGACAGCACCUUAUCCUCCGACACCCUGCCUCAUCGCAAGACGGUUGCAUUGGCGCACAUGGUAAACUUCAGUCAGAAGAGGAGGAGACAACCAGCGAGGUUUCAGUGCACACUAUGCACCCAAACCUUUAUGUGA